Molecule: messenger RNA, 1266 nt
Organism: Penicillium brasilianum
Lineage: Eukaryota; Fungi; Ascomycota; Eurotiomycetes; Eurotiales; Aspergillaceae
Source: the annotation of a GenBank genome assembly
UAGGAACAAGUGGAGAAGAGUUGCUGCUACAAUGUUACUCCUAAUGCUGUCCUGAAAGGAUAAAGACCGCCGCAAUUUGCGAUGUCGCAAAACACUUCAGGCCCGAGCAGGGCUCUGGAGAUCCAAAUACCAUGUAUCGUCUUCCUGAUCGCCACACCAGCCUUUGUGGCAAUUCGGCUGUGGUCCCGGUUCAACUCCAAGUCGGGCAUGGGCUGGGAUGAUUGGACUAUUCUAGUAUCAACCGUGUUCGCAAUUGUUGUGAUGACAUUCAUGCUCGCGUCCUGUACCUACGGGUUUGGACAACACAUCACAAGUCUCACAAGACCUAACCGGCUAAUGACCUUGAAGCUUUUCUUCGUCAGCCAAGCUUUCUAUAAGCUCACCAUGAACACCACCAAAAUGUCUAUACUCAUGCUAUACCUCCGAAUCUUCAUCCAACGUUGGUUCCGCAUUACCUGUUACGUGCUCUUAGUUAUGAUUGCCUCCUAUAUGGUGGCCGCCUUUUUCGCAUCUGUAUUCCAAUGCACGCCCGUGACACGAGCCUGGGACAAAAGUAUUGCAGGGUCAUGUAUUGACAUCACCACCAAUUGGUACGCCAAUGCUGGUUUUUCCAUCGCGACCGACAUCAUUAUAUUGGCGCUGCCGAUGUAUCCGAUCUACAAAUCCAAAACACCGUCGAAACGGAAAAUAGCUCUGAUGAUUGUGUUUGCCCUCGGUGCUUUUGUCGCCGUUACAAGUAUCCUUCGGAUGCAGACUCUCAACUUUUCGUCCACCAGUCCCGACACAACCUACGAUAUUGCCUCCUCGGUAUGGACGAUCACUGAGGAAAACGUCGCGAUAAUUUGUGCCUGCCUACCAAUGAUGUGGGCGCCGCUUGCUAGGCUCUUUCCCUCCUUCUUUUCAACCAGUAAAGCAGCCGAUAGCCAUGUCAGCUUGUCUGUCAGAAGCCCAGGUCAUAAGGACACCUCGCGGUCUCGGACGGACUGGAACCAGCUUUAUGGGAGCUCCCAUGACAUAGGUGACAGCGACAUUAAUCAAAUCAGCGAUUCUCAGAAUCGCUCCUCUGGGGAUAGCAUGGGCCAAAUCCUUCCACCCGCUCAAAGCGGCGGAAAGCGGCAUCAAGGUGCAAAACGUAUUCAAGAGGUCACGGAGUAUCAAGAUUCGUACUCCAGCACAUGAUUGCCUUAAGUUGCAAACAAAAAAGCCUCUAAAUACUCAGUGGUAGUAUCUAGGAAUUGCAGGAGUAUGGGUUCGCGCCAAAUGUUU